AUGCAAGCUGUGAUUCGUUCGUUUGUCUCCGGUGGAAAUGUGGUGAAAGCUUCCAUGCUGCAACAUCUCCGUGUGAUUAACCCGGCGAUUCAGCCUUCUGUGUUUACUUCACGAUCCGAAACCACUCAAUCUGCUCGUAUGGAAGAACAUGGAUUCGAGAGCACGACCAUUUCUGAUAUCAUGAAAGCUAAAGGCAAAAGUGCUGAUGGAUCUUGGCUUUGGUGUACGACUGAUGAUACUGUUUACGAUGCUGUUAAAUCCAUGACACAACACAAUGUUGGUGCCUUGGUGGUUGUGAAGCCUGGUGAGCAACAAUCACUUGCUGGAAUCAUUACAGAGAGAGAUUAUCUGCGGAAGAUCAUUGUGCAGGGGAAAUCCUCCAAAUCAACAAAAGUUGGGGACAUUAUGACUGAGGAGAACAAGCUUAUCACUGUGACACCGGAGACAAAGGUCUUGCAGGCUAUGCAACUGAUGACAGAGAAGCGAAUCAGGCAUAUUCCGGUAAUCAAAGAUAAGGGAAUGGUGGGAAUGGUGUCCAUAGGAGACGUGGUCCGUGCGGUGGUGACUGAGCAUCGAGAGGAGCUUAACCGUCUUAAUGCGUUUAUUCAGGGAGGUUACUAG
Molecule: messenger RNA, 621 nt
Organism: Arabis nemorensis
Lineage: Eukaryota; Viridiplantae; Streptophyta; Magnoliopsida; Brassicales; Brassicaceae
Source: the annotation of a GenBank genome assembly